AUGAAACCCGUCGACGUUUCAUCCUUCCGUGCGAGGACCCGGGCAGUCCUUACACCAGUCCUUGAUAUCAAUAUCGUGCAUGUCUCCCAGGACUCUACUGCAGCAAUUAAUGAGGCCAUGAAGAAUGCUAUUGCCACUGGCGGUGACAUUUUACGCCUGACUAUCUCUUGCGCUGUCACCAAUGUCAAGUUAUUCGAUGCGAACAUUACACUCGCAUAG
Messenger RNA from Cadophora gregata, 219 nucleotides. RefSeq lists its product as uncharacterized. Lineage: Eukaryota; Fungi; Ascomycota; Leotiomycetes; Helotiales; Ploettnerulaceae. The transcript has 2 exons. The coding region runs from base 1 to 219 and encodes 72 amino acids. The record is from RefSeq and is a predicted model, not a curated record.